Messenger RNA from Acanthisitta chloris (rifleman), 1151 nucleotides. RefSeq names its product adiponectin receptor 1 (gene ADIPOR1). Gene Ontology annotation, biological process: adiponectin-activated signaling pathway. The annotation marks the transcript as partial. Lineage: Eukaryota; Metazoa; Chordata; Aves; Passeriformes; Acanthisittidae. Gene Ontology annotation, cellular component: plasma membrane. The record is from RefSeq and is a predicted model, not a curated record. Gene Ontology annotation, molecular function: signaling receptor activity. The transcript has 6 exons.
GUGGAGGAGCCACCAUGCCCCGCGGCACCCGAGGAGGAGGAGGAGGUGGUUCGGGUGCUGACGCUGCCCCUGCAGGCUCACCAUGCCAUGGAAAAGAUGGAGGAAUUUGUGUACAAGGUGUGGGAGGGGCGCUGGCGGGUGAUCCCCUACGACGUGCUGCCCGACUGGCUGAAGGACAAUGAUUACCUCCUGCACGGGCACAGGCCUCCCAUGCCCUCCUUCCGUGCCUGCUUCCGCAGCAUCUUCCGCAUCCACACCGAGACUGGCAACAUCUGGACACAUCUGCUGGGUUUUGUCCUGUUCCUCUGCCUGGGGAUCCUGACCAUGCUGCGCCCCAACAUGUACUUCAUGGCUCCUCUCCAGGAGAAGGUGGUGUUUGGGAUGUUCUUCCUGGGAGCAGUGCUGUGCCUCAGCUUCUCUUGGCUUUUCCACACUGUCUACUGUCACUCGGAGAAGGUCUCGAGGACGUUUUCCAAGUUGGAUUAUUCAGGAAUUGCACUGCUGAUCAUGGGGAGCUUUGUCCCUUGGCUCUACUACUCCUUCUACUGCUCCCCACAGCCAAGACUCAUCUACCUCUCCAUCGUCUGUGUCUUGGGCAUCUCUGCCAUCAUCGUGGCGCAGUGGGACCGAUUUGCCACCCCUAAGCACAGGCAGACCAGGGCAGGAGUGUUCCUGGGGCUGGGGCUGAGUGGUGUGGUGCCCACCAUGCACUUCACCAUCGCUGAGGGCUUCGUGAAGGCCACGACGGUGGGGCAGAUGGGCUGGUUCUUCCUGAUGGCCGUGAUGUACAUCACCGGCGCGGGGCUGUACGCCGCGCGCAUCCCCGAGCGCUUCUUCCCGGGCAAGUUCGACAUCUGGUUCCAGUCCCAUCAGAUCUUCCACGUGCUGGUGGUGGCCGCGGCCUUCGUCCACUUCUACGGAGUGUCCAACCUGCAGGAGUUCCGCUACGGCCUGGAGGGAGGCUGCACCGAUGACUCCCUCCUCUGACACCUCCUGCUUUUAGUCCAAGCUUCCUAAGUGCUUUUUAAACUCUUUGUCUUUGCUAAAAUCCAAGGAAGACUCGAGACUCUUUGGGGGUUGGUGGUUUGGUGUUUCGUUGGGGUUGUUUUUUUUUAUUUUAUUUUAAAAAAACAAGAAACGGAGAAAUCCUU